GAUUUUUCUAUCAAUAUGAUAAGUUCACGCUUAUCGCAGUAAAAUUUAUGUUUUAAGAUUAUUUUCUGAAAUGUUUUUAUCAAAAAUAUUUGUUUUGUAAACAAUUCAAAUCGAAGAAAACAGGAAGAAAUCUACUCAAAUCGAAUAUUUUGGUGGGUAAUAAAUUUUCUGUUCAAAUCGAAUCUACUCAAAUAGAAUCUACUCAAAUCGAGGACCCCCAGUAUUAAUAUAAUUAAUAGCGAUGUUUAUUGUUUGACGAUUAGAAACAGACUUAAUAUUCAUAUGAAGGGGUUAACAACUAUACAAGGGGAAACAAACUGAUUAUAGUUGCAUACAAGAAAUUAAAUUCUCACGUCAUUUGUCACUGCAUCCCUACAUCAUGAGAAAGUCUUUUUACGAUCAUAAAUGACCAAAUUACAUACACCGUUCAUCAUGUCAUUGAGAUCACUAACAAUUAGUGUCACUGAUUGAUUGUUACGUGCUUACGUGACUCAAUUUCCCUCUUCGAUAUUCAUCACACCAUUGUUUUAAAUAUUAUAUGGACAAAAAAAUGUAUCUAGAAAGACUAAUGGGCUUAAAGACAUCAAUAAUAUCGAUGUAAUUCUAUUGAAAACAUCAGUUGAACAAUUUGUUAAUUAAAAGCCAAUCUAAUUGGAAGGAAAAAAAGACUACACAUAUGAAUGAAGAAGAAGUAAUAGUGUAGAGGAGAAUUGAGAAGAAGUUGUCACAAGUUGAGUUGACCAAUGCGGCAUUGAGAGCUUUUUAUUCCUAUAUAUACAUCCAUACGUUAGGCUUUGCUUUGCUAUAUAUGAAAGAAAAUAUAACAUACAGAGAGAGCGAGAGAUCGUGUGCAAAUGCGAAGAGAGAAAAAGCACGAAAACAGAACGUAAAAAUAUCGCAGAAUGAAAAUUUUUUUGUAUUUUUUCUACAUUUCAAUACGCAACAACGAAAAACACACGUUGCGAUAUUGUGCUCUAGUAAAGAAAUAAAAAAAUAAUAAUAUAAGAUAUAUAGAUCGGGUUUUAUAAUAAAAUUGAAUUAAUAAAAAAAAUAAAUAAAAACACAAUUACAUUGGAAGCGCACACAAAAAGGAGAUAAUUGCUCAGCUGUUUUGUUAUUACACAGAGUCGUGUAAUUUUCAAUUUCGAGAGAUCUUCCCUAAUUAGAAACAAACUACGACAACGACGGAAUCAAUUAUUGAUUGAUUGAAUUUGGAGAGACGAUUGAGGUUAAAUGCAAUUGUCAUUUGGACAGAUGUAAACAAGAAGAUAGCUUACAAAUAUAAUAAUAAUACAAUUUUAAGUUUAGCCAAUGAUUCAUACAUAAUACAGUGCAAAAAUUUUCCGGUGAAUAAUCAUUGAUAAUCUUUUAAAAGAAAAGGAAUAAAAAAACAACAAUUUUGUUCAUAUUUCGCCUUAAAAAAGAAGAAUCAGAGUCAGUGGUGGAUUCACAUAAAUGAAAAUUAAUGUUUAAAAAUAGAAAAAAAGCGCUCGAAACAGCGAUUGUGAAUUUAUAUUUUUUUCGGUUUUAAAAGAAAAGAAACUGUAAUUUUUUUUAGAAGGAGAUAUUCAUCUCAUUUGGUCCAAUUAACUCAAGUCUGCCUUGAGUGAGCAUCACACACGCAUACGGAAUGAAAAUGCCGAAAUUUCCCAUUUCAAAAUAAACGCAAUUUUUCCUAUGUGUAGAUAAAAAUAAGAAAUACGCGGGGGACGACAUAGAUUUGAGAAAAAAAUAAAAUAUAUACAACAGAGAGAUAGUGAAUCGUCGUACUUAAAAAUGUCAUGCUUGAAAUAGAGGAAAAUCAUUUUGAGAAGUGACCAAAAUACAUAAAAACAGAGAGAAUUAAAUAACUUCACCGACUUCUUAGUGCCGUCGCUGAGUAUAAAAAAAAAUCAAUUCUAAAUUUACACACAAGACACAGGACAGGGAUCAAGUUGUGAAGCAAAUAAGACAACAAGUGGAAAGAUAAGCGAUCAAAUUUAUUGCACUACACAAAAAAUAAAAUUGUAAUAAUCAUCAAUCAAAAAGGAAUCGAAAAACAAAAGCAAAAAAGUUGAGAUGGAACCACCGCGUGAGAAUUCGCCGUCAACACCAUCGAGAUAUCUUAAUAGUUAUCUCCAACAGAAUCCAACAGAGCUUUUUCAUCAGAAUUUUCCACAGCGACAAUUAUCGAAUCAGCAAUUUUAUGCAGCUGCAGCUGCUGACAGUGUCGUCACAACAAAUAAUAAGAACUAUUUGAAGAGACAUCAUCAAAAUUAUGAGAAGAAUGAGAGCGAACGGGAUAAGAAGUACGAGAAAUAUGAUAGUAAGAAAAUUGAAGAUCAGGCGUUGCAUCAAGGACACACAUAUGAUGGAUUUAGUAAUGAUGCGUAUUCGGCGGCUAGUAUAGCAACAACAACAACUGGAACUGCAGCAGUAACCACAACACCUCAACAGAAACCUGGACCAACAACUAAGUCUAAUCUCUCAAAUGGCAAGAAAACCAAAGGACGUGUUAAAAUUAAAAUGGAAUAUAUAGACAAUAAGCUGCGACGUUAUACGACAUUCUCAAAGAGGAAAACGGGCAUCAUGAAGAAAGCUUACGAGCUUUCAACAUUAACUGGCACUCAAGUGAUGCUGCUUGUAGCAUCAGAAACAGGUCAUGUGUAUACAUUUGCCACACGCAAACUACAGCCAAUGAUUACAUCGGAAGCGGGUAAAACACUCAUUCAGACCUGCCUGAAUUCACCUGAUAUACCAACUGGAACAUCAGCUGAUCAACGAAUGUCAGCAACGGGAUUCGAGGAAACUGAACUUAAUUAUAGCAUUUCAGAUAUCGGCGAUAAUCCGGGCGAUAAGGAAAAACUUUCUUUUCAGGAUGACAUUACAAGUACAGAUGAUUCAGAUGAGUCUGAAAAUGAUGAAAAUUUUAUUGUACCGAGUCAACAGAAUAAUCAUAAGCAACAACAGGUACAGCAACAAUCAUCGCAAAUUGUAAUUCAUCCACAGCAUCAUCAACAGCAACAACAACAACAGCAGAGGGUACAUGAGGAUGAAAGCAAGCUACAACAGCACUUACAGCAAACGCAGACCCAGAAUAAUCAUAGAAUUAAUGAGAAAAUAUUAGAUAAUCAGAAAUUUUUACUAGAAAGCCUCUCGAACUUGCCUCAAAAUUUACUUCAAAGUUGGAUACAAUCUGGACAGUUGCAGGUCUCGGUCGACGAAGAUGGAAUGCAGUCAAUAUCAAUACCGUUCGCAAUUCAAAAGGAUAAUUCAACACAGGAGAUCAUAACAAAGAAGAUUCCAAUAAAGCUUUUAAUGACGGGAAAAAUAAAGUCAGAAGCUGAAUGAGAAUCGCUUAACACCAUGCUCAUCAUUUGACUUAAUUUUUAAAAUUUCUCGUAAUGACUAAAAUCAAGCAAAAAAAAAUAUUAAUCCAUACAAUAAUUAACUCAUAAUGCAUUGUUAAUUGAAUAAUUUUUUUUAAAUUAAGAGACUUAAAUUAGUUUUCAAUCUACCUUCCUGUUUUGAGUGAGCUCAGUGUGCUCUUAUGUCGAUUAAUUUUGACAUUGAGUGUCAUUGACAAUUCUUAAGUAAGUUCAAUCGAAUGAGAUAAUGAUAAAGUUUUUCUAUAAUGUAAAGUUCUUGAAAAACCUAGUCACAUGUAAUGAAAAAAAAUUUUUAAUUCAUCUAUUUUAAAUAUUCAUAGCUAUAAAGUGUGAAAUAAUCAAAUUUUAUAUUUUAUUGAGAUUCAUUUUCGAAUGAAUAGAACUAUUAACCUGCGCAUUUUUGGGACAUAAAAUGUGCUUUUUUAAUGAGAUUUUUUUUUUGUUGAUAAAUUAAUAAUAACAAACGAGGUUCAGGAGGUGUGAUGCUUUAUGAUUCAUUUUUUAAGAGAAGCAUAAAGUGUCACUGAUUUUAUAUUUUUUAAAAUUAAUAAUAAAAUUUUAUGCCUAAAGGAGUGAUAUUGGAUUUUAUUCAUGAAUAUGUCAAGUGUUGAAGUCAGGUGAAGUUGAUUAUGAUUGAGGUGCUAGUUGGAGACACACCUAUUCUGGAUAUCCUAGGGGUUUACUCAUUUUUAUUCAAAAUGUUUUUUUUUUAACAUAGAAACUGAAUUAUUUCGAAUGUAUCUAUAAUUUUUGA
Chironomus riparius is the source of this 4122-nucleotide messenger RNA. Lineage: Eukaryota; Metazoa; Arthropoda; Insecta; Diptera; Chironomidae. The record is from the annotation of a GenBank genome assembly.